AUGGAACAAAAGCUUAUAAUAGUGGUGCUACUAGUAUUAGCACUAGCCACCGCCACCGCCAUCACUGCAGAGUAUGUCCGGCCACCGCCUCGGAAAACACUUCAUUUUCCAUGGAAUCCAAAGCCUUCCUCUCACCCUCAACAGGUUCACAUAUCCUUUGCUGGGGAUAAACACAUUCGGGUCACAUGGGUUACUAGUGAUAAAUCUUCACCUUCUAUUGUUGAGUACGGUAUAUCACCGAAAAACUACAGCUCCAAAGCUCAAGGAGAGAGUAACAGUUAUAGUUAUUUUCUGUACAGCUCGGGGAAGAUACAUCAUACUGUCAUUGGGCCGCUGGAAGAUGACACCUUGUAUUUUUACCGAUGUGGGGGAGAAGAUCCUGAAUUCCAGCUCAAAACCCCACCAUCUCAAUUCCCAAUUACGUUUUCUGUUGCAGGUGAUUUGGGUCAGACUGAAUGGACGAAGUCAACUUUAGGCCACAUAGAACAGUGUAAAUACGAUGUGCAUUUGCUCCCAGGAGACCUUUCGUACGCUGAUUACAUGCAACAUAAAUGGGACACAUUUGGCGAUCUGGUGCAGCCACUUGCGAGUUCAAGACCCUGGAUGGUGACACAAGGUAAUCAUGAGAAGGAGAACAUACCAAUCUUGAAGGAUGGGUUUGUCUCCUAUAAUUCCAGAUGGAAGAUGCCGUAUGAGGAGAGUGGAUCCAGUUCAAAUCUGUAUUAUUCGUUUGAAGUGGCAGGAGUUCAUACUAUCAUGCUUGGUUCGUAUACAGAUUAUGAUAAGUACUCUGAUCAAUAUAACUGGCUGAAGGCCGAUCUUUUGAAUGUGGAUCGUGAAAGGACACCUUGGCUUCUUGUUCUAUUCCAUGUGCCAUGGUAUAACAGUAACAACGCUCAUCAAGGUGAAGGCGAUGACAUGAUGGUUGCCAUGGAGCCAUUGCUUUAUGCUGCUGGAGUGGAUAUUGUUUUCGCUGGCCAUGUUCAUGCAUAUGAACGCUCGAAACGUGUUUACAAUGGCAAAUUGGAUCCUUGUGGACCUGUCCACAUAACUAUUGGUGAUGGAGGAAACAGAGAAGGUUUAGCACACAAGUACAGAGAACCCGAGCCUGAAUGGUCAAUCUUCCGUGAAGCAAGCUUCGGUCAUGGCGAGCUCAAGAUCAUGAACUCGACUCAUGCACUUUGGAGUUGGCAUAGGAAUGAUGAUGAUGAACAAGUGAGUAAGGAGAAGAACAUCAUUAAAAAGCCCGCCCGCCCUCCCCCCCCCUCCCCCGGAUCUCUAGGGAUACCAAUCAUUGGACAAAGCCUUAGCCUUCUGUGGGCAAUGAGGGCCAAUACUGCUGAUAGAUGGAUGGCCGAAAGAGCGAAAAGAUACGGUCCAAUCCCCAAGCUAAGUCUCUUUGGAAAACCAGCAGUUUUUAUCCAUGGACAGGCUGCUAACAAGUUUGUCUUCACUAGUGAUCACAGUAUAAUGAAUAACUACCAGACCGAGUCAAUUAAAAUGAUUCUGGGGAACAGGUGCCUGUUGGAACUCAGUGGUGAAGAUCAUAAGCGAGAACGAAGUGUUCUUGCUUAA
Fraxinus pennsylvanica is the source of this 1575-nucleotide messenger RNA. The record is from the annotation of a GenBank genome assembly. NCBI's taxonomy places the organism in Eukaryota, Viridiplantae, Streptophyta, Magnoliopsida, Lamiales, Oleaceae.